AUGCCGAAGAUUUCAAGCAGAAAGUGGAAAGAAGCUCUGACUGCCAUCAUCGAUGAGCUUGAGAAGCCACAGUUCAAUAAGAUGCUGGAGUUACUGAGGAAGAUUCCUAGAAGCCAGAAAACUCCCAAGUUCAAGGACAAGAUGCCCCAAAAAAUCAUUGAGCACUACGGAGAGGAGAAAUCUAUUUCUGCAAUCAACCGUGUGAUGAGUAAGAUCCCACGGAAGGACGCAGUCAUCCAGGACCAGCUGCGGCCGUUUGUGCUCACGCUAAAGAAGAAGAAACUGAAAGAAAAGAAAGCCUUUAAGGGGACGCACGCAUGUGAUCCAGUGAUGGGAGGGAGUACAGCCGCAUUUGUGGCAAACGGCACCGUAAGUAAGUCAAAAUCUAAGCAUCUGGAGCCAAAACCUGCAGCUGGUGAGUCUAUUUUGAGUUAUAAAUACAGAAUCUAUAACAAUAUUUAUACAUCUAACAUUUAUGUCACUUUGAUGGAGAUAUUUUCCCUCUUUUGUAUGCAGAAAAGAACCAUCAGUGAUGUCAAAUCCAGCAAACAAAUUCUCGACACAGAAGUGAUUGUUGGGAAAGUUCUUCAGAAAUCUGGUCUGUGCACAUUUAAAAUUGACAAGAAGGAGAAGCCAUACUUUAACCUGGCAGUUGCUGAUGAAACAGACGUCAUUAAAGUGGUGGUUUAUCAAAAUGACCUCUAUUCAGAAAUCGAGGAAGAGAGGUCCUACUUGUUUAUUAAGCUACAAAAAAAUGAAGAUGUUUUGAAGGUUACUUCUUCAAGCAAAGUGUCUGAGACGAGCGCUGUGAAAGUCCCAGCAGAGAUUGAGAAGACUGCUCGGACUCUGUUAUGUCCCGAGAGCCCACUGUGCUCCAUCGCAGAGGUCAAAGCGUUUGCAGAGUCGUCCAAAGCGAGCAUCAGAGGGACCAUUACAGAGAUGAAAGCUCUUGAAAGGAUUACUGUUAUGAAACAGAGGAAAACCAAGAAGCAAGAUUUCCAUCUGAAAGACGACACAGAUUCCAUCAAAGUUUCUGUGUGGGGCGAGAACACUCAGCAAUGCAAGAGAUUACUAGUUGGAGACAUCGUUAAAGUGACCAAUGUAAAGACGAACUACUUUCGUGGAGUCACAUCCGUUAACUCCACUCCAUUCACCAGAAUUCACAAGGUCUGCAGUGCCAGUUUCCAGACGGGGAGAAUUGAAAUUAAAGCAAUAUCCAAAGCCAAUAAGACAUGCACUCAUGUGGUGGCAGAAUUCAACCAGCAGCUGCAGACAUUUGUUGUAGCUUCUCAACUCCUGGCGAAGGCGUUUGGUGUUAAACUGGAUGAAAAUUUUAAACAAAAGCUUGUGGAUAAAUUGCCCCUCUCAACAGUAGCAGAGACACAAGGAAAUAAGAUACAUAAAAUAAAAUAAAAAUAAUACCUGAAAUUGUUAAAAUUGUUAAACAGGAAAGGGCAAAGUUUUCAAAAUAUUAGAAAAUAAAAUAGAAAUAAUUCUAAAGAAACUUCCAGACAGGAGGAGUGUGGUAAACGGCCUGCAUUUGUAUAGCGCUUUACUUAGUCCCUAAUGACCCCAAAGCGCUUUACACUACAUCCAGUCAUUCACCCAUUCACACACGCAUUCACACACACAUUCACACACUGGUGAUGGCAGCUACAGUGUGCCUGUGUUUGUGCAACGUGAUUUAAACUGAUGUAUAAAGCUACCAAUGAAACCAUGUAGAAUAGCUUUAAAACAUUUUCUCUUGUUUUGUAUUGAUUUCUGCUUUAAUGGUGCUGCGAUAGCUCGUUGCCUGGACGGCCUCUGAAAGGGAUAUAUGUAAAUACAGGAAGUGACAGUUUGACUGUAGCAUGCCGUAUAGCCGUGAGUAGAAUCCAGAAUUAACUUUAAAUAUGUCGUUUGAUUUGAUCCUUUAGCUCAGCAUUUGGUUAUUUGUGACUACUGUGAUUAUUUGGAAACUGUUGAACAGUUUGGUUUUCUUUAAGAAGUUUUACGUUUACUAUCAAGCUUUUCUGUUCAGAUUACCUCUUUUAUAACUGUUUAGUUUGUUUUUUUUUCAAAUGUUAAUAGGUAAAAUAUUUUUUUUCUUAAGGUCCCUGAUUACCAACAAGCUUUAUCUCCAACUAUUACACAAAGCAGUUCCACAUAUGUUAAAUUUAAUACAAACACUUGAAGAUAUUUCAGACUACUCAGUGACUAGAGUGACAUACUCUUCCUCAGCCCUGUCACUGUUAGGGAUCUUUAAUUCUACAGAUACCUUCUGGACCAGAUGUGUGCUUCGGUACAGUCCUGCCUCAGAGCUCUACAAACAGUUCCUUGGACUUCAUGGCUUAGUUUGUGCUCUAACAGCACUGCCAGCUAUGAGCCUUAUACAGACAUGUGUGUGCCUUCCCAGAUCAUAUCCAGCCAACUAAAAAUAGCAGAGGUGGACUCCAGCCCAGUUGUAGAAACAUCUGACAGAUGAUCAGUGGAAUCAAGAUACACCUGAGCUCAGUUUUGAGUGCCAUGGCCCGAAUGCUUAUACACGUUUUAUUUUUUAAAUAAAUUUGCAAACAUUUCAUGCAAACCUUUUCGCUUUGUCAUUAUGAGGUGUUGUGUGUGAAACAGGAGUUAAAUCCAUUUUGAGAUGAGGCUGUAACAUGACAGAUUGUGUAACAAGCGAUGUGAAUAGUUUCCGGCUACAUUGUUUAUUAAAUCAACACAUAAAUACAAAAUUGUUGAUUUGCUUUUUAACGAUAAUCAAAUGUUAUGCUUGCAUGAUAGUUGUUAUUUGUGUUUCUCAUUGUGUACUCUAGAACUCAAAGUAAGGGUAAAAGAUUUUUACCUGUUUUUUCUUCACCAUCCAUCUUAACAUAAAUAAAUAUAGAUGAAAACAAAAGUUAACCAAAACGGGUAUUAAAAGA
Messenger RNA from Neolamprologus brichardi, 2903 nucleotides. The record is from RefSeq and is a predicted model, not a curated record. Lineage: Eukaryota; Metazoa; Chordata; Actinopteri; Cichliformes; Cichlidae.